Molecule: messenger RNA, 285 nt
Organism: Cladophialophora carrionii CBS 160.54
Lineage: Eukaryota; Fungi; Ascomycota; Eurotiomycetes; Chaetothyriales; Herpotrichiellaceae
Exons: 1
Coding region: 1-285 (94 amino acids)
Biological process (GO): carbohydrate transport; transmembrane transport
Cellular component (GO): membrane
Molecular function (GO): carbohydrate:proton symporter activity
Source: RefSeq, a predicted model, not a curated record
AUGGCCGUGCAGUCGUUCGUCGCCGGCGUGGCGGGCUUCGUCAACACGUACGCCACGCCCGUCGCGCUGCAGAACAUCGGCUGGAAGACGUAUACCGUCUUCUUGGUCCUGCACGCGUUGGAGUGGGUGGCCUUGUAUUUCUCGCUGGUCGAGACAAAGGGCCGGAGCUUGGAGGAGAUCGAUGAGCUUUUCAAGAGCGAGCAUCCGAUUAAAGAGUCGUUGAAGAAGACAGAGGUCGUGCUGCAAAAGGAGAGGGGUGUUACCGUUGAGGUUGGGGAGGCGUGA